This is a messenger RNA of Porites lobata, 2513 nucleotides long. The record is from the annotation of a GenBank genome assembly. NCBI's taxonomy places the organism in Eukaryota, Metazoa, Cnidaria, Anthozoa, Scleractinia, Poritidae.
CUAUUGGUUAUAGAGGCUAUUAAAAGGCAGGCAUCCCGGAAAAAGAUCAUGGAGCAAUACUGUCAGACGAAUUCGUACGAGAAGGAACCUCGAGUCAGUCGCGAGAAUUUGGGGUACAUCAUUGUAAAUGACGAAUACAAGUUCAUGUACUGCACAAUUCCGAAGGUCGGCACUUCCACUUGGAAAAAAGUUUUCGCUGAACUGCGAGGCCUAAGACGCAACGUAAAGGUACACAUACUGGAAAACCCACAAUUAGGCCAUAGGUUUUUAUGUUCUCUUGGUUUUAUAGGUCACCUAUUCUUGUGGCCCUAUGCAAGGGCACAAACGUCUUCAAUAUAAUGUAUAUAUUGUGGUUUAAUUUUAUCCGUGGUUUAAAUUGUAUUUUCUUUUGUGUCUGGGUAUGGUAAUGUAUGAUAGUGAGUUUGAAACAAAAGAAAAUAAAAUUUAAACCAAGGAUAAAAUUGAAUCACAACAUAUACAUUAUGCCUAAUCAAGGUCUAAUCCCCGGGAGGGGUACUGCCAUAUAUGGGCUAUAUAGGUAUGUGCCGCUGUGAAGGGUAUGGGUUUCAAGCAGUUUACUCUAGGACCUCUAGGAUAGGGUAUAUCAAUCAGAGCGUUUGGGUCUGGAAGAGGGUAUCAUUUUUCAGGAAACUGAUCAGUUGGUUGAAGAUUUUAUCUAGACUAGGGAUUGAGGUAUAAGGUUUUGUUUUGGCUAGACUACUGUGCUAGUGACCUCAGUAGUUUCUGGAAAACAGCUACUCUAGGAUAGGGGGGAUUUGGGGAGUUUACUCUAGUAUACGGUAGCAGAAUUCAGCUGAACUAAGUCUGGUAUAGGUUAAGGGUUCCACGGUCCCAGCGGCACAUACCCACCCAGAAAUUCAACGCAUGUUUCCAAAUACAUUUCCUAAUUUGUCCAGCAUGUACCUAUGUUUACAAAAGUGUCGUCUUAUGUAAAUAGGUCGCCAUUUCUCGCUCCUUAACCAUUGUUUUUCCAUAAACGGCGUUUGUAAUUGCCCCGAUGCUUCGAGAAAAAGCCCAACAAUUCCUGUUAGCGACGAAGUAGCGACUAAAAAAACGUACAAGUCGAAUACUCGACAAGUAAAGGGAGAAGCGAACGGUAGAGCCUGCGUUGCAAUGGUCAGCUGUGAUGUUAAACUAUACGAAAUCGAGGCAAAAUGUCCCACUAAGCGUAUUCACAUGUCGUCACGACGGCCAUUUUGGUGUUCCAAAACAAUACAACAACAAUUUUAUUGACUUUAUCUUCGACAUGAAGAUUUCAGUACCAAAACAAUCAAUAUAACAAGAAAUGAAACAAAGUAAAAUAAAAGUCUAUUAAGAGAGAAAGGAACAAUGAAACGGCGGCCAAAUUGUUGUUCCAAACAAAUCCUGAGGGAAAACGACUCCUUUCUUGUGUACAAAUUUCUUUUGUUGCCAUAAAAUUGCUCAGAUGCUGGCCAUGUGAGUGAAUACGCUUUAUUGUUAUACAGCUAUUUCGAGAAAGGUUGCCGGGAAAAAUGUGCACACGACAAUCCCGAAAGGUAAUAUGGGAUAUGAUCAAUACACGCUGUUCCUGACGCUGUAGCUGUCGAACUUACUUUUGUUGCUUUCUUUUAGCACCCGCAAAGAUACGUCCAUGGCCUCUAGUGUCAUUCUUUCAAACUUCUUUGAAUAACAGUGAAUUCAAAACCACUCACAAUGCCUUUCAAUUUCGGGAUUGUCGCGUACACUUUUUCCGACAACCUUUCUCGAAAUAGCGGUAUAUUUAUAGCGCAUUUUCAGCUAACACUUUUGUUUGCUAUUUUCAAGCACGCAGUGAGGGCAAAAGGGGGGGAACAUGUCCUCCUUCUGUUUUAACGUUUAAAAGUGAUCUAAAAUGUUUAUGUUUAAACUUUGACGGAAAAACACGUACUUUCGUUAUUUUCCAGGUACACAGGUGGAAUCUAUGGAAACGAUUAUACCAGUACUCAGAAGAGGAAAGAAAUAUACGACUGCAGACUUAUUUCAAAUUUCUUUUCGUUCGUGAUCCACUAAAACGCCUGCUUUCCGCAUAUAAAAACAAAUUUAUCGGAAGUAACCCUGGUGUCAGUAGUUUUGCUCGAAUGCAUAUGAUUAAGGAGUAUAGGCCAAAAGAUUUAAACAAAAACAACAACUGGGUUAGCUUUCCCGAAUUCAUUCAGUAUUUCUCCGAGGACAGAGAGCGGAACCAACAUUGGCGGCAGUACGAGAAGCUUUGCCAUCCUUGUGCGGUAAACUACAGUUUCAUUGGUCAUUUGGAGACACUGGAAGAUGACGCACAUCUUUUGCUCAAAAUGGCGGGAAUUGACGAUCGGGUUUCUUUUCCGCCGGUUCACAAGUCAACCAGCUUAUCUGAAAUUCUUGAUUACUAUUCCCAAGUCCCUGUUGAAUACAUCACUCGGUUAGGGAAGCUUUACCGAAGUGAUUUUGAAAUGUUUGGUUACAAUUUCCCAGGCGAUUUACAAACCCUCAUCAAAAAUUCAUCAUCGAACCGUUAA